This is a messenger RNA of Eriocheir sinensis (Chinese mitten crab), 1324 nucleotides long. RefSeq names its product retinol dehydrogenase 12-like. The record is from RefSeq and is a predicted model, not a curated record. Bases 25 to 1071 code for a protein of 348 amino acids. Lineage: Eukaryota; Metazoa; Arthropoda; Malacostraca; Decapoda; Varunidae. The transcript is spliced from 9 exons.
GUAUAAAGCAGCAGAGUCAAUGUGAUGCUGCCAGUGUGCUCCUUGACUGUGUGUGGAGUGUACGCUCGCUCUCUCGUCUCCACAGGCACAACAGCAGACAGCAUGUUGUUGGAGGUGGUGGUGGCGGUGGUGGUGGUGGUUGUGAGCUUGAGGACGUGGUACGUGUAUACAUCAGGACGCUGCACCAGCACCAGGUCCAUGGCGGGCAAGACGGUCAUCAUUACCGGCGGAACGGCAGGUAUCGGGAAGGAGACGGCUCGUGACCUGCUGUGGCGCAGCGCUCGCGUCGUCCUAGCAUGCAGGAACCUGGAGAAGGGCGCCAGGGUGGCCGGUGAACUGAGGGCCGAAGUGGGCAGCGUCGGGGAGGUGGUGGUGCGUCGCCUCGACACCUCUGACCUCACCUCCGUCAGGACCUUCGCUAAGGAGGUGCUGGACACAGAGAAGGCCAUCCACGUGCUGAUCAACAAUGCCGGCAGGGCAAGCCCCGAGAAGAGAGAGGUGACGGAGGACGGCCUCGAGAUGACCAUGGCGACCAAUCACUUUGGUCACUUCCUGCUGACUAACCUGCUUUUGGGUCGUCUGAAGGAAUCUGCGCCGAGCCGCGUCGUGAAUGUGUCUUCCAUGGGACACAGGUGGGCCAGCAAGUUUGAUGUGAACGACCUGACACUUAGCAGCCCGUACGACCCUCCGCAAGCUUACUUCAUCAGCAAGUUGUGCAACGUUCUCUUCACACGCGAACUGGCGGACCGACUGGCGGGCACGGGCGUAACGGCCAACAGCCUCCACCCCGGAGCCGUGAACACAAACAUCCUCAACAGCCUCAGCUUCUCCUUCACGUCGGCCCUCUUCUCGCUAUUCCUAAUUGUCUUCGGCAAGGACGCGGCCCUCGGCGCCCAGACCUCCAUCCACCUGGCGGUAUCGGAGGAGGUGGAGGGCUUGACAGGCAUCUACUUUGGUGAUUGCAAGGAGGAAGUCCCCUCCAAGCUGGCGCGCCGCAAGGACCUGGCCACCGCCCUGUGGGAGGCCAGCGUGAAGGCCGUGGGGCUUCAACCGCACGAGACACACUGCUGACUGCUGACCUCGACGGACAUCAGUUGACUACGCAAUUCCUACAAAUGCUCAGCCUUUAUGAAGCGUCAGUCACGUGGAGCUCGUUUUCCUUGGCCUGCGUCGGCCCUUCAAAGCGUUACAGCCCCGCCGAGCCCUCCUGCCUGAGAUCGCCGGAAAAAACGCCAAAAACAGCCAUUAUAGAAAUGGGCAGACCCCAUCCACGACCCUCUGUGUCUCUGAACGACCUCACUGAAUAAACAAACCUUAUGAAUUA